AUCAAGCAGGCUCCACGGCCAGCCUUUUCAAUUGGAGUUUCAAAGCUUCUCCACCGGAGAGGUCUGACAGGAACACAAACACAAAGCAAAAGCUGGCAGGCUGACAAGCGGAAAGCUUAUCGGGACGGAUUAUCUGGUAACUGACCAUUUAGCUGUGGCACACUUGGACUCCGUGUGAAGUGGGAUUUCGACCAUGAGCUCCGUCGCCGUACUUACGCAGGAGAGCUUCAAUGAGCAUCGCAGCGGCCUCCUGCCAGAGCAGCUUGGAGCUAAGGACAUGCCACUCAGCUCUGAGGAUGAAGGGGCCCUCCCAACAUACAGAGACGCCUUUCCACCUCUACCUGAGAAAGCUGCCUCUCCUGAUGGCACCCAGGAACCUGCCAAUGCCUGGACUAAGAUUCGACCAAUUAAAUCAUCCAUGAUUACCCAGGUGUUCCAUGUUCCCCUGGAAGAGCGCAAAUACAAGGACAUGAACCAGUUUGGGGAAGGUGACCAGGCUAAGAUCUGUGUGGACAUCAUGUACAAGACUGGGGCCCAUCUGGAGCUUUCCAUGGCCAAGGACCAAGGUCUCUCCAUCAUGGUCUCUGGGAAGCUGGAUGAGGUCAUGAGGGCUAGGAAGGAGAUUGUUUCCCGACUCCAGACUCAGGCCUCUGCGACUGUGGCGAUCCCGAAAGAACAUCAUCGCUUUGUGAUUGGUAAGAACGGUGAGAAGCUGCAGGAACUGGAGCUGAAGACUGCCACAAAGAUCCAGAUCCCGCGGCCUGACGACACCAGCAACCAGAUCAAGAUCUCUGGCACCAAGGAGGGCAUUGAGAAGGCCAAGCAUGAGAUUCUCCUAAUCUCUGCUGAACAGGACAAGCGUGCAGUGGAGCGUGUCACUGUAGAGAAGGUCUACCAUCCCUUCAUUACUGGACCAUUCAACAAGGUUGUGAGUGAGAUGAUGCAGGAGACUGGAGCGAGAAUCAACAUUCCACCACCCAGCGUCAACAAGACUGAGAUAGUCAUCACCGGGGAGAAGGAGCAGGUUGCUCAGGCUGUGAUGCUCAUAAAGAAGAUCUAUGAGGAGAAGAAAAAGAACGUGACCACAAUUGCAGUGGAGGUGAAGAAGUCUCAGCACAAGUACGUGAUUGGACCCAAGGGGAACUCCCUGCAUGAGAUCCUGGAGAAGACGGGUGUCUCGGUCGAGAUCCCACCCACCGACAGCAGCUCUGAAACGGUCAUCUUGCGAGGAGAGCCGGACCGCCUUGGACAGGCUUUGACGGAGGUCUAUGCUAAGGCAAACAGCUACACUGUGGCCUCUGUCUCGGCUCCAUCCUGGCUGCACCGCUUCAUCAUUGGCAAGAAGGGGCAGAAUCUUGCCAAAAUCACACAGCAGAUGCCAAAGGUUCACAUUGAAUUCACAGAGGGCGAGGAUAAGAUCACCCUGGAGGGCCCAACCAAGGACAUGCAGCAAGUCCAGAGUCAGAUGGAAGCAAUCGUGGUUGACCUGGUGAGCCGCAUGGACUACACUGAAAUCACUGUGGAUCCAAAGUUCCAUCGUCACCUUAUUGGGAAGAGCGGAGCUAACAUCAACCGGAUCAAGGAUCAGUACAAGGUGUCUGUUCGUAUUCCUCCGGACAAUGAGAAGAGCAACCUGAUCCGGAUCGAGGGCGACCCCCAAGGUGUGAUCGAGGCCAAGAAGGAGCUGCUGGAGCUGGCAUCCCGCAUGGAGAACGAGCGUACAAAGGACAUGAUUAUUGAACACCGUUUGCAUCGAACCAUCAUCGGCCAGAAGGGAGAGAAAAUCAAGGAAGUCCGUGAUAAAUUCCCCGAGGUCAUCAUCAAUUUCCCUGACCCUACACAAAAAAGUGACAUUGUCCAAUUCAGGGGACCCAGAACUGAAGUGGAGAAAUGUACCAAAUUCAUGCAGAAGAUGGUGGCUGAAAUGAUGGAGAACAGCUUCUCUAUUUCGGUUCCAAUUUUCAAACAGUUCCACAAGAACAUCAUUGGGAAAGGAGGAGCCAACAUUAAAAAGAUUCGUGAAGAGACCAACACUAAGAUUGACCUUCCAGCUGAGAACAGCAACUCUGAAGUAAUUGUUAUCACUGGGAAGAAGGCAAACUGUGAGGCUGCGCGAAGCCGCAUCUUGGCCAUUCAGAAAGAAUUGGCAAACAUCAUUGAGAUGGAGGUCUCCAUCCCCUCCAAGCUGCACAACUCCCUGAUUGGCUCCAAAGGGCGCUUUGUGCGUUCUAUCAUGGAGGAGUGUGGUGGCGUCCACAUCCAUUUCCCUACAGAGGGCUCUGGCAUUGACACAGUGACUAUCCGGGGGCCAGCGGAGGAUGUAGACAAGGCCAAGCAGCAGCUGCUGUCCUUGGCUGAGGAGAAGCAAACGAGGAGUCACACUGUGGAGUUGCAUGCCAAGCCAGAGUACCACAAGUUCCUGAUUGGGAAGGGAGGUGCAAACAUCCGCAAGGUGCGCGACAACACAGGCGCCCGCAUCAUCUUCCCCACAGCUGAGGACAAGGACCAGGAGCUCAUCACUGUGGUGGGGACGGAGGACGCUGUCCGGGAUGCACAAAAGGAGCUGGAGGGCCUCAUCAAGAGCUUGGAGAACAUAGUGGAGGAUUUUAUGAUCGUGGACUCGAAGCAUCACCGGUACUUUGUCUCUCGACGCGGGCAGGUUUUGAGAGAGAUUGCUGAGGAGUUCGGAGGUGUGAUGGUCAGCUUUCCACGUACUGGCACCCAAAGCGACAAGGUCACCCUGAAGGGCGCUAAGGACUGUGUGGAGGCAGCCAAGAAACGCAUGGCUGAGAUUAUCGAGGAUCUGGAUGCGCAGGUGACCAUAGAGUGUGUGAUUCCUCAGAAGUUCCAUCGCUCCAUCAUGGGCCCGAAAGGCUCCCGCAUACAGCAGAUCACUCGUGACCACAAUGUGCAGAUCAAGUUCCCAGAGCGUGAGGACCCCCAAGCUACUCCAGUCUCUCCAGAGCCAGCAGUGCAUGAAAAUGGAGAGGUCAAUGGGGAAUCCAAAGACUUGGCAGACCCAGCAGCUCCCAAAAAGUGUGAUGUCAUAGUCCUCUCUGGGCGCAAGGACAGGUGUGAGGCAGCUGUGGAAGCGCUCAAGGCUCUGGUUCCUGUCUCCAUCACAGUGGAUGUGUCCUAUGACCUUCACCGCUACAUCAUCGGCCAGAAAGGGAGUGGAAUCCGCAAGAUGAUGGAUGAUUAUGAAGUAAAUAUCCAAGUGCCUGCCCCUGAGCUGCAGUCAGACACCAUCUCCAUAACAGGGCUGGCUUCUAACCUGGACCGUGCCAAAGCAGGCCUCCUGGAGCGGGUCAAGGAGCUGCAGGCUGAUCAAGAGGAUCGGGCUCUGAGAAGUUUCAAACUGACCAUCUCUGUGGACCCCAAGUAUCACCCCAAGAUCAUUGGGAGAAAGGGGGCAGUCAUCACCCAAAUCCGCACAGAGCACGAUGUUAACAUCCAGUUCCCAGACAAGAAUGAUGACAACCAGGACCAGAUCACCAUCACAGGGUACGAACGCAACGCAGAGGCUGCUCGAGACGGCAUCAUGCAGAUCGUGGGAGAGCUGGAGGAGAUGGUCUCCGAGGACAUCACCCUGGACCACCGCAUUCACGCCCGGGUUAUCGGAGGCCGUGGCAAAGGCAUCCGCAAGAUCAUGGAUGAGUUCAAGGUGGACCUGAAGUUCCCCCAAAGUGGAGCGGCCGACCCCAACUGUGUGACUGUCACCGGGCGCCCCGAAAACGUGGACGAGGCCAUUGACCACCUGCUCAACCUGGAGGAAGAAUAUAUGGGAGAUGUGGGUGACAGCGAGUCUAUGCAGACAUACAUGAAGCCCCUAGGUGGAGCUUCUGCUGCUGAUGAGCCCAGGGGUCCAUCCAAAGGGUUUGUGGUGAGGGAUGCUCCAUGGACCGCUGGACCCAGCGACCAGGCCCCAGACAUGAGCAGUUCGGAGGAGUUCCCCAGCUUUGGCACUCCUGUUGCUCCCAAGUCCUCUCCCUGGGGACCCAAACGUUUCUGACCUGGAAGUGAAAGCUCGCCGUCCCCGCCUCCCCCGCCCCCUUUCCCAAACUGCUGACCUCCUGGACACUGCCCCUGCCCCUGAACUGUGGGCAGCGCUUCUGAAGAGACUGGGCAACUAGGCCAUAAACCCCCUCAUAAAUGGACUGCCUUACCUCUUGAUCAGAAGCCCAAAGUAGAAUUUUUUUUUUUUUUUUAAUUUGGUUAACUUGUCUUAACCAGGAUCUGUUAACUGGCAACCCCUUGCUAUAUCCAUUCUUACCCUGUUUCUAUUUGUUUGAGUUAAGAGGUGUGGCUGUUUUUUUUUAUUUUUAUUUUAUUUAAACCAUCUUUACACUGCAUUGAGUCGUCUUCGAGCUACACUGGAUAAUGCAUAGACCUACUCAUUCCAUUGAAAUGUCAUGUGACAAUAUGUCCUGUGUAGCUACUAGUUGUCAUCCUGGUAAAGCAGAUUUUUAAAGAGAAAUGAUCCCUAUUGGAUAAACAGAACCUUCUGAAUGAUUUGCAGCAGCCUAGAUUAUGAUAAAUAUUCAAAAGCAGCUCAAAGCUACUUCAUUUUUAAUGACCCACAGAAGAUCUGGCUAUUGCUAGCAACCUGGUUUUAAAUUUGCCCCGCUAAAGGUUCAUGAGUCAAGGCAGAGACUUGCCUAGUUUUUAGAAUAGGGAUCAAAUUCUGCAGCUGCUUUGCUAAGUGGAAUGGUGCCAUUUAAGAGAUUUAGUGAAGUAAAUUCAUGAAACUCUACAUGUGCUUCUUCAUAUUUGAUGAUCACCUGAGUUUACCCCUCCCGCCCCCACUAAAGGUGAAGUAUAAAAAGGUUUCUACUGCAAAUGAGGUUUAACCAGUUCUUUUCUGAUUUUUAGUGUUUUAAAAUUCUCUGGCAUCCAGUAAAUCCAUUCCAUACCACAUGGAAGGGAACAAAGCUGCUACCUAAUGUGCUGUGUUUUAUAUUUAGAACAAACUGAACCAAAAAAAUUCUAGAACCAUACUUCACUAUUUAGCUGCCAGGAACAGUUUGCCCUUUUUUGGGGUGGUCCUAGCCUUUUAAGGCAUCUUUGGGACAGUGACCAUAAUAGAAGAGAGAAACUGUCAAUCAUAAUAAAGGGUUAAAACACUACUUGUUUUCCUGUACAAAAUGGUCUUUGUUUUUGUUUUAAUGUUUAAAAAUCAUACUUGCUCUUCCUGGGUUAUAUUCCAGUAUUGAACUGGGAAGUUCAGUCUAGUUUUGUCUUGGCCAGCGGGUCGGCGUCCAGUCACUAUCUUGUCUUCCAGUUGCCAAACAAAGUAAUCUGUUCCCAUGGCAACAACCCUUUUUCUUUUUUUUUUUAUUGGCUUUGAUUUCAGAAAUGAAUAUUAUGCAAAAAAAAAAACAAAAGCGCAAAACAUAUGGAUAACACUGGAAUUGAAAUGUCCAAAAAUAAAGCAAAAAUGUAAAGUA
Polyodon spathula (Mississippi paddlefish) is the source of this 5447-nucleotide messenger RNA. It is a transcript of the gene hdlbpa, whose product is annotated as high density lipoprotein binding protein a. Gene Ontology annotation, cellular component: nucleus; cytoplasm. Gene Ontology annotation, molecular function: mRNA binding. Lineage: Eukaryota; Metazoa; Chordata; Actinopteri; Acipenseriformes; Polyodontidae. The record is from RefSeq and is a predicted model, not a curated record. The coding region runs from base 194 to 4012 and encodes 1272 amino acids. The transcript is spliced from 28 exons.